This is a messenger RNA of Helicoverpa armigera (cotton bollworm), 1090 nucleotides long. RefSeq lists its product as uncharacterized. Bases 242 to 1039 code for a protein of 265 amino acids. The record is from RefSeq and is a predicted model, not a curated record. The transcript is spliced from 8 exons. NCBI's taxonomy places the organism in Eukaryota, Metazoa, Arthropoda, Insecta, Lepidoptera, Noctuidae.
CCAAUCGUUAAUCAUGUAUGUCUGCGUGAUUGUCCUCAUUAAAUAAAUCAAUUUCAUGAAGUGUAGUUACUAACACAGUUAUUGUAAUAUUGUUAACUUAGUUAUAUGUUGAGAUGAAUAUUAUAAAAGUUUAUUCUCUUUUAUUGUUUUUCCUGGUUUUUUGGUUUGUGCUUCGAAUUCUAGUAAAUAUAUUAUACACACUCCAUACCAUUUCAAAUACAAUUUAAGUGAUGUUUUGAGCAUGGAUAUUAUCAUGAUCAAUAUACCGCGGGGUGUGUAUCACUUCUCUGUUUAUACUGAUGGAAAAAGCAUAGCAUACAAACAUGAAAUCUCAAAUUGGGAUAAAUGGAAUAUUACAAUCGAUCGAAUAGCGAUGCAGAACGCAUAUUUUUCUAUUCAAUUGCAAUUGCACUACUCUUACUCUUCAUGUGCCACUGUGGACAUAGCCUACGGAUAUCAGAACUAUGAUUAUAACAAAAACGAAACUAACGACUGUUUAAACGACAAACAUUGUACGAUUGUUGUGGAUUUUCAAAAUUCUUGCACAAGAACAAUACCUUAUUUCAAUUGUUCAUCGAUUGAUCGACUCCUCGUAUGCACCAAACAGGAAUACAACGAAGCUACAUUCACGUGGCAACAGUUCUAUGAUGAUGGUUGUUAUAUAGGCACGGCACCAAAGAUAACUGCGGCGAUAUCAAAAUUUAUAUUUACUGUAGAACCCUUCGAUAACAACACAUUUGUGAAAGUAUCGCCAAACCAUUCUACUUCUGGUAAAAUAACUGUGAAUCCUAAUUUUAUCCCUGAAGAAAAAGCUAUAAGCAAAUUGACGUUUACAGACUCAACAUAUAUUGAAUUUGAUUGUGAAAUAUAUUUACAGCAUAGCAAAUAUGUAUACGUAGGCCUUAUUAACACAACUGAAAACAAGAUAACGACACUGAAUACUACAAACAUUAAUAAAAAUAUGGUGAACAAUAUAACGGUAGUAUUUUAUGUUGUUUGUAUUACACGACAACUGAAAAAGCACCGGAAAAAUAUGUAACACGAUUUGUACGGAAUAAGACACUGUUAUUAUAUAACACUGAAGAACUUG